AUGUCGGAAUGGAUUAGUCCUUUUUGUGAUGUUCAUGUGGGAGAAGCUCUUGGUUUACUAUCUGCUUUAGAAUGGGUUCGUCUUCUUCAACUUGGACCUAUUGAUUUUGAGCUUGAUGCGAAAAGAGUUGUUGACAGCUUCUUAUCUGCACAACAUGAUGCUACAGAGUUUGGUAGCAUUAUACACAGAUGUAAAACUCUUUUCAAUUUAUUUUAUGAAAACUCUAGUGUGGAGUUUAUUCGAAGACAAACGAAUAAGGUUGCCCAUGAAUUAGCUAAGUCGGCCUCAUCAUCAGCUAGUUUCCAGAUUCUGGUUAAUAUACCAGAAUGUACAAUGCUUAUAGUUAGUUUAUAUGUUGAUGAACUUAUCUACACUGGAGAUGAUUCUGAGAUGUUUAAUUCAUUUAAACACUCAAUGCAAAGAAACUUUGCCAUGACUGAUUUAGGAAAAAGGAGAUACUUUCUUGGAGUAGAAGUUAAACAAUGUAAUGAAGGGAUCUUCAUCAAUCAACAUAAAUACUCUACUGAAAUUUUAGAGAGAUUUGGCAUGGAAAAAUGCAACAUGGUGUGCAAUCCCAUAGUGACUAGAAGCAAACUGGUAAAAGAUGAGAAUGCUAAAGCAACAGAUGCCAGCAAGUAUAAACAAAUAGUUGGAUGCUUAAUGUACUUGCUUGCCACCAAACCAGAUCUUGCAUAUUCAGUGUGUCUAGUUGCUAGAUACAUGGAAAGACCCACUGAAAUGCAUUUGUCUGCUAUUAAAAGAAUCCUAAGGAAAAACACAUCAAGUUAUGUGUUUAUGGUUGGUGAUGGAGCAAUAGCCUGGUCAUCUAAAAAGCAGCCUAUAGUUACUCUUUCUACUACUGAAGCAGAGUAUUUAGCAGCAGCUUCAUGCUCAUGUCAAGGAAUCUGGAUUAGAAGAAUCUUGCAUCAUCUUAAUGAAGAACAGAAGAGAGCAACGAUCAUCUAG
Messenger RNA from Medicago truncatula (barrel medic), 966 nucleotides. RefSeq lists its product as uncharacterized. The transcript has 3 exons. NCBI's taxonomy places the organism in Eukaryota, Viridiplantae, Streptophyta, Magnoliopsida, Fabales, Fabaceae. The record is from RefSeq and is a predicted model, not a curated record. The coding region runs from base 1 to 966 and encodes 321 amino acids. Gene Ontology annotation, molecular function: RNA-DNA hybrid ribonuclease activity; nucleic acid binding.